Messenger RNA from Drosophila guanche, 818 nucleotides. RefSeq lists its product as uncharacterized. The record is from RefSeq and is a predicted model, not a curated record. Bases 458 to 793 code for a protein of 111 amino acids. The transcript is spliced from 2 exons. Lineage: Eukaryota; Metazoa; Arthropoda; Insecta; Diptera; Drosophilidae.
UUGACGCUCGUUGAGUCUCUCUUUGCAGAACUCUCUCUUCUCGCUGGAAACCGCACGGGUGGCAAAGCACAAAGUUUAGUUCGGGCUGCGCUCUCUUCUGGAAAGUCGUGCGUUUAUUGCGUCGUCCUGGAAAAAAGGGAAGUUCAACGUAGCAUUAUCGAUUUGCCUUUGCAUGUGCUCGAGAUGGUGUUCCAGUUGCUUAAUCACAGCGACAAAUUGCAUUUGGCCCAAUCUGAUCGUGUGCUUGCCGAGGCAUAUGCCUCUCACACUCGACGUAUAUACAAACGAAUGCAUUUAUCGUACGAAAACGAACGUCGUAUCCCAUGGGCAGACGUUUUGGCCAUAUGUGGCGCCAGUGUGGUCGAAAUAGUCAACAGGCAUGCUCUGGCCGAUUAUCAACUGAAAAUCAUAGAGCUGCAUUGUCCCAAUCUUCAAGUCGUGAACUUUGAGAUAAAGGAUGCAAAUUGCGCUGGCCUCAAGUCGCUGCUUGAAAGCCUCAAAGAGCAGACAACCGUUAGGCUGCGGAUUGGCGUCAGAGCCACACCAAAAUCUACAACAUGUUGUAGAAAUGCUCAGGGGCUGCAAGAAGCUCCGUUUCCUUGUCAUAGAGCUCAAAAAUUUGCAGAUCACUAAGGAACUUCUAGCCACCAUAACGGGCAUUUUGAAGGAAAAUGGUGUGACACCGGACAAGCCUUUGCAGUUCAAAGUGAACGUCCAGAAGAAAGUGAAGAAUGUCAAGCUCAAACAUCUGAUGGCUGAGACCCCAAAUGCAGUUAAUCAAAUUAACAAUUAAUAACUAAAAACUAAUUAUUUUCCAC